UAAAUAGAGAAACAGCCCUGAGAGCUUUAACAGAUUUCAUUGCCAGUAGAGCGCGAGACAGGCAGAGAGAGCGAGAGAGCGAGCGCGGAUAGCGAAAGGGAGGCAGAAAAAGCAAAACGAGCAACCCGUGCAGCCCCGCCGCUCCAGUACAGCAAAUACGAAGAUUUUUGGGGGGGAGUGCGAAUCUGGAUUUUGCCCCCUUUUUUCUUUCUUUUAAUUUUCUUUUGCAAAAAUCUAUAAACAUUGUAAAAAAAAAAAAUCCACGACGCUGGAGAGGAAGCGCUUGCCGAUUGAUUUCUGAAGCGCGUUUUUCCCAGAGCGGCUCCCUUGCCUGCCUUGGCUCUGGUGAUUCCCCACCCGUGUUUCCCUACAAAAAGAAUCUUUUGAUUAUUUCUGGAAGACAUGGCUGCUGCCAAGACAGAGAUGCUCCUGUCCCCUUUGCAAGUGUCAGAUCCUCUCUGCAAUUUCCCUCACUCACCUAUGGAUAACUAUCCCAAGCUGGAGGAGAUGAUGCUGCUCAAUCCGGGGGGCACCCAGUUUUUGACGCCCUCUGCACCUGAGACGACUGGCUUCAGCAAUGGGGAGCCCGGAGAGCAGUUUGAACACCUGCCGGGAGACACUUUUCCCGACAUCUCCAUCGGCGGUGACAAGUCCAUGGUGGAUCCCAGCUUCCCCAACCCCACCUGCAGACUGCCGCCCCUCUCCUACACCGGGCGCUUCACCUUGGAGCCCGCCAGCUUCAGCAACAGCCUGUGGACGGAGCCUUUCCUCAAUUUGGUCAGCGGCUUGGUGGGCACAGCGAACCAGCCCACCACAUCUGUCCCAUCCUCCUCCUCACCUUCCUCCACGGCCUCCCAGAGUCCAAGCCUGAGCUGCUCCAUCCAGAGCAACGAGUCCAACCCCAUCUACUCGGCGGCGCCCACCUACUCCAACUCCAGCCCAGAGAUCUUCCCAGACCAGUCACAAAGUUUCCCCAGUCCUUCCAGCAACUCGGUCCAGUAUCCUCCCCCGGCUUACCCCGCCAACAAGUCCUGCCCCACCAACUUCCCGGUGCCCAUGAUUCCCGACUACCUGUUCCCUCAGCAGCCCCCCGACAUCAGCCUGGUCUCCCCUGAGCAGAAGCCCUUCCAGAACUUGGAGAACCGGCCCCCCCAGCCCUCCCUGACCCCUCUGUCCACCAUCAAGGCCUUUGCCACCCAGACCAGCUCCCAGGACCUGAAGAGCCCCUACCCAUCUCAGCUCAUCAAGCCCAGCAAGCUACGGAAGUACCCCAACCGGCCAAGCAAGACCCCACCCAACGAGAGGCCCUACGGCUGCCCGGUGGAGACCUGCGACCGGCGAUUCUCCCGCUCCGACGAACUCACACGGCACAUCCGCAUCCACACGGGCCAGAAGCCCUUCCAGUGCCGCAUCUGCAUGAGGAACUUCAGCCGGAGCGACCACCUGACCACCCACAUCCGCACGCACACGGGGGAGAAGCCCUUCGCCUGCGAGAUAUGUGGGCGCAAGUUUGCCCGCAGCGACGAGAGGAAGCGACACACAAAGAUCCACUUGCGGCAGAAGGAGAAGAAGGCCGAGAAGGCCAUCCCGGUGUCAUCCCCGUCGCCCGUGUCCAGCUACCCCUCGCCAAUCCCCUCCUACAGCUCUCCCGUGCCCUCCUGUUACUCCUCUCCAGUGCACAGUUCAUACCCUUCGCCCUCGGCGGCCACCACGUACUCUUCGGUGACCAGCACCUUCCAGACCCAGGUGGCCACCACCUUCCCCACAUCAGUGGCCACAAACAUUUACAGCUCACCGGUGGCCACACCUCUGGCGGACAUGCAGAGCCACAUCUCUCCCAGGACAAUUGAGAUCUGCUAAGACUGUGCCCGCCGUCAGGUGGAUGGAUCCAAGGGCCGGCCAUUUCCAAACCCCAAACCAAACCCCCCCCCCAUUAACACCCUCUGGAGACAUUGUGAUGGUACCCAGAGGGUGGUGACAGGGACGAGGAGAAGGACAAAAGGGAAGAAGACUCAGGAAGGAAAAGGGACUGAGGGGACUGAGGGGAGAGAAACCCAGGACAGACUCUGGCGUCCCCACGGCUCCUCGUGCCACGCUUCUCCUUUCUCAUUUCUUUGGUACUCUUGAUGUGGACACUUCCUUGCAUAUCUACAUUGUAUUAUUUGAAGUCCAUAGCUCAUGAAUAUUUUCUCUUUUCUGUAGUGACGAUGCUGUGAUGAGUUCUGAAUUUGUUUAUAAAAAAAGAAGAGCACUUAAAUAUUCAAGCAUGUGUAGGAGUCAUGUCCGCUCGUUGGUGCGCCCACCUGCCCGUCUGCCCGCCCGCCUGCCCGCUCGCUCGCUCCUUCCUCUUCUGUUGUAAAUACCACCUGCUGUUACUCCUCCUCGACCACAUGGGACACAAGGGGGCGGGGCCGGCGGGGGUCUCUCAGAUGUCUCGGUGCCUUUCUGAAGCCUCGCUGAUGUUUUCACAAACUCACAUCUGGAAGAACGAUGGAUGAUGCUCUGCUGCAUCUCGCCUUAAGGUGGACGUCAUUGCUGGGAUUUCUUUUGUUUUUCUUUUCUUUUCUUUUCUUUUGUUUUUUAAGCUACCGAAUGUAAAAAUUGGGAUUUCACGGGAUUCCAUAAGGGAAAAAAAAAACAAAAUCAACCAGUUCAGAUGAUCUGAAGGCACAGCUGCGUUUGCUCAGAAUGUCAGCAAAAAUUCACAACGAGGAAAGAAACCUUGCAAAAGUCUAUUUUUGUAACUGAAAUGUACAUAUCGAUAUAUUCAGGAGUUGGAAUGUCGUAGUUACCUACUGAGUAGGCAUGGAAUUUGUAUGUUAAUAACAUGCGGUUCAUUAUUUUGUGGUUACUCUUAUUUUGUAAUUGUGUUUGUUAAAUCAAGUGACUGUUUCUGGCUUCUAAACACAUUGAAUGCGCUUUACUGCCAACGGGAUAUUUGGUGUACAAACAGGAUAUCCUCCGAGAAACCGAAAUGAAAUAAAGAAACGGAAAAAAUCAAAACCUCA
Molecule: messenger RNA, 3008 nt
Organism: Erpetoichthys calabaricus (reedfish)
Lineage: Eukaryota; Metazoa; Chordata; Cladistia; Polypteriformes; Polypteridae
Gene: egr1
Product: early growth response 1
Exons: 2
Coding region: 403-1860 (485 amino acids)
Biological process (GO): regulation of transcription by RNA polymerase II
Molecular function (GO): DNA-binding transcription factor activity, RNA polymerase II-specific; RNA polymerase II cis-regulatory region sequence-specific DNA binding
Source: RefSeq, a predicted model, not a curated record